Hevea brasiliensis (rubber tree) is the source of this 780-nucleotide messenger RNA. RefSeq lists its product as uncharacterized. Bases 156 to 635 code for a protein of 159 amino acids. The record is from RefSeq and is a predicted model, not a curated record. The transcript is spliced from 6 exons. NCBI's taxonomy places the organism in Eukaryota, Viridiplantae, Streptophyta, Magnoliopsida, Malpighiales, Euphorbiaceae. Gene Ontology annotation, cellular component: histone acetyltransferase complex.
GUUCUAAAACCCCCAAUUUUCCCACACAAAAGUCUUAUCCUUCACCGUUUUCUCAAUUCCCGAGAAAAUUCAAUUUACUCGAAUGCCAAGAGAACUUGUUUUUCCUUAAUUGUCUCUUAAUUUCGCUGAUUCUGUCGCUUGGCGCCCCAAAAAUUAUGUCUUCAGGGCAAAGAAGCGGCUCUAAUCCGGCGGCCAUGCUCGCCUCUCUCAUGGGCAAGAGAGAGAAGCUUCGUGAAGAGCUCCGUAACAUUGAGAAACAGGUGUAUGAGUUAGAGACAAGCUAUUUGCAAGAUUCAGGCCAUUUUGGGAAUGUUCUCAAAGGUUUUGAAGGGUUUCUAUCUUCAUCGAAGAGCACUACAAAUGUAAAAAGGUCCAGGAAAUUUCAGCCAGAAGAUAGACUUUUCUCAUUGUCAUCGGUUACCUCGCCAGCAGCUGAAGAACUUGGACUCGGACGUGAUGAUGGAAGAUCUGAUUUUGGUCCCGGUCGGUCUAAGGGUGGAACCUUAGCUGCUAAUGGGCAGGGGAAACCAAAAAAGGGAAGAACAUCAAUGGGACCAAGAGACGUAAAGAAAAUCAGGCCAUCAAAUGAAGCAGAAUUUGAUGAUGAAGAUGAUCCUGAUAUGAGCUUGAGAUAAUUACUUCACAUAAACCUCACUAAAUGUAAAUCUUAAGUGUAAUUCUAGGGUGGUAGAUGUAGAGGGAAAUUGUAUUGUUGUGAAGUCUAGAUUAUUUAACUUUUCAAUGUGUUGUAACCAUUUCUUAGAUAACCCAUUUCAGCUA